Micropterus dolomieu (smallmouth bass) is the source of this 2689-nucleotide messenger RNA. RefSeq names its product zinc transporter 6-like. NCBI's taxonomy places the organism in Eukaryota, Metazoa, Chordata, Actinopteri, Centrarchiformes, Centrarchidae. Bases 103 to 1020 code for a protein of 305 amino acids. The record is from RefSeq and is a predicted model, not a curated record. The transcript is spliced from 6 exons.
UCUCCAGCGGCCAGCAGCAGUUGGCUUCAGGAACAUGUGGCGGAUCUGAGUCGAAGUUUGUGUGGCAUCAUUCCAGGACUCAGCAGUGUGCUGUUGCCUCGGAUGAACCCGUUUGUCCUGAUUAACAUGGCCGGAGCUUUUUCCCUCUGCAUCACCUACAUGCUCAUAGAAAUCAAUAACUAUAAUGCCGUGGACACGGCGUCGGCGGUCGCCAUCGCUCUCAUGACGUUCGGCACCAUGUAUCCCAUGAGCGUCUACAGCGGCAAAGUGCUGCUGCAGACCACGCCGUCCCACGUCCUCGGCCAACUGGACAAACUGCUCAGAGAGGUGUCGACUCUGGACGGGGUGCUGGAGGUUCGCAACGAGCACUUCUGGACUGUGGGCUUCGGAUCUCUGGCUGGCUCUGCCCACGUUCGUAUCCGCCGUGAUGCCAACGAGCAGCUGGUCCUGGCUCACGUCACCAACCGGCUGCUGCCGCUCGUCUCCACGCUGACCGUCCAGAUCUUUAAAGAUGACUGGACCAGACCGCUCCUCACCGGGACCCUCUCCUCCUCCUCCUCUGGUCCCCCUCUGGGUCCUGCUGAAGGCUACGCCGCCCUCUCCUCCUCCUCCUAUCUGCCUCCUCUGCUGUCCUCAGAAGGAGAGCUGGAUCCUCUGACCUCCACCCCCUCCAAACCCAGCAGCCCUCCUCCAGAGUUCUCCUUCGACACACCGGGAAGAAACGUGCAGCCGGUGGUCCUCCCUGCACCGGGACACCACGGCCACAGGCCCUACGGCGGCCCGGGACUGUCCUACGGAGCGUCUCCCUACGCAGGGAUGUUGAGUCAGGGUCUGGUGCGGCCCGGUGGCGGGCUGGGACCCGGAGUGCAGGGUCUGGGGGUGGGGUAUGGACUAGGUGUGAGCGGGGUCCCUUCCUCUCAGAGCUACAGAACUGCCUUUGGAGGAGCGGCGCCGCCGCUCCGGUUUGGAACCGGCAACCCCCUGGCUUCACAGUCGCAGUACAGACAAUACCGACCCUGAUUGUGCCGAGCUAGAACUUCUGUACCCUUCAAAUACUUGGAUUCAUGCCGAAGGUCGAGUUUCUCGGUUCAGAUAUUUAAAACUCUGAUGAGAUUCAUUUCCUGUUCAGGCCGGACGGGCCGACGCUACAACAUUUAGUCCCAGUUUAUGGUGUCUGAUCUUGUAGCGUGAGCCUCCCCUGAUGUUAUAAGAGAGAUGUUGUGGUAUUUAUUUUGUUGACAGGGGGACCAAAGGUGGACCGGUUUAAUCAAGAUCCUGGGGUAACCACCUCAGGAUGGGACGGACAGGAAGAAAGCAGCGUGUCCAUACUUAUUUUGUUACAGGAAAGACUGUGAGGAAAAACAUUUUAGAGCAACAUCGUCAAACAUUAUUCCCGGUGAGAGGAAAUUCAGGCUUUUAACGGACACUAGAAUCCAAAGAGAGUCACAGUAAAACCUCGAUCACGAGCAUUACAAGCAGCCAGUAGCGAGGAGGUCAGAGGUGACGACGCUGAUGAUAUUCUAGUGUCCUACGAAUGAUGACAUAAGACAAAGAAAGAUUAAAAAAACAGAUGAUGAGAAAAGAAUUGCUCGAACUCAACAGCGUAUUGGACCAAAUGGAGGGAGGAGAUUUAGAAAACACACACAUAUAUAUAUAUAUAUAUAGUGAUUUAAAAACUCCAGUUUAAUCUUUUUUUUUUAUACCCGUUGAAAAGGCAUCUGCUCAAAAAGUGUUGCAUUAAAGUGUCCCGAAUGUUUUACGGCCACACGACCUGGAUUAAGUUUAAAACAAAAAAAACAACAUGAGUUUGUUUUAAUUUGUAAGCAAAAUUAUCUUUUGAGCCACUUUAAGUUUCACGCCAGCAUCAUUUCCUAAACCUUUUUUUUCCCUACUUGACUGAAAUAAAAACAUUGCUGCUGAGGACACACAUGCAGCAUGAGAGUAAAACAUAACACAGUAAAACACUGAGUAUCUCUCUUAGAAAACUCAGAUUAAAAGUAAGAGCACGUUUGGAGCCAUAAUAAUUUGAUUAGUACCGACAGACUACAAAUAUUAGCAAGUAAGGCAACAUGUUGGUUGCAGCUCUGCAGACUUCAUUUGCAUCUUAAUUUUCUGGUCUACAGCCUGUCCUCUUUUUGUUUUGUGUUAUUCCCCCAUACACAUUUGUAUCUCUUCAAGUAAAAUUUAGAACGAUUGUGAAGACAAAAUUGGAGCAAAAUGAAUGUUUGUAUCAGGACGUGAUGAAAACAUGGCGCCUGUGAGGGGAACGUCCUGAAAAGGAACAUUAAACGGUUAUGAUUUUCCUGAAGAGGACUGUUUCAUGUACUCUACGGUGGGGAGACUCUUUGACUGGGAUGUUGAUGGGUGUAUAUUUUUAAUCUGAGCUCUGGCUGAGUGUCACUAAAUAAUUCCUCAUUUGUUUGUUCCUUACAGGUCACAGAUUUGCGGUGCCUUUCUCAGACGUAGGGAAUAAAAAAGCCCGUAAAAACGUUGAAUCGUUACAUCAGAGCUGAGAAAUCAAACACGUGCAGAGUGAAUAUAUAUAUAACGGUAAAACCAAACAGAGAAAUGUUCUUACUUUGCAGAAUAAAGAACAGUAUUGUUAUUAACACUCGGCCUUAUUCCAUGUAUGUUUACUUCAAACGAACGUCUGGGAGUCUGUUAUUAAAAACAGGUCAUGAAAGUUGAA